GGGUUACCAAAUCUCAAGGCCCCUCUUAACCAAAAAGUUUGACUUUGACAUUUCGUUGUCAUUUUCUGUAAACAUUUCCAAUUUUACAACUAAGAAAUGAGUAUUUUAUUAUUAAAUAAAUUAUGUCGAACAUGUUUAACAGAAAAAGAUCCAACAGAAUUAAGAUCGUUGUACGACAGCGAACUAAAAAAGGAGCUGGAUGAUAUUGCAUCUAUAAAAAUCGAAGAACACGAUGGUCUUCCUUCAGGAAUUUGCAAUGACUGCCAUUACACAUUAAACGUAGCAAUAAAUUUCAAAAAGCAAUGCUUAAAUUCGGAGCACCGUCUACGCAAUGUUUUAUGUUCCGAACUAACAGAAAAUAAACCGCUAACCAAUAUAAAUGAGAUAGAUAACGAUUUAGUACAGAAACAAACACAAAAUCCACAAACUUCAGAAAUUAAACACGAAACUAUUAAACAAGAAGGUAUAGGUAAUAGCGUAAUAAAAUAUAAUCCAAAACCAUCAGACCGAAAUACGCUUAUGCAGCAUUUCGAAUGCCCCCAAUGCAACAAAAAAUUCAAACUCGAAAGCGUCUUCAAAUCUCACAUGAUCAAGCACGGAGAAGCCUUAAAAUGCGAAGUAUGCAAUCAAGAAUUCAACGCCCUAAAACAGUACAAGGAACACAUGAAAUCGGCGCAUCCCACCUACCGCCCCCACAAGUGCAAUAAUUGUGAUAAAUCUUUCAGCACUUCGGAGAAUCUUGCGAAGCAUGCUCGUACGCACGGGGGAGAACGAAAGCACUUGUGUACUGUGUGCGGUAAACGAUUCUUCGAGCCAAAUCAUCUACUGGUCCACUCUAGAGUUCACACGGGCGAGAAGCCGCUCAGUUGUAAAGUCUGCGGGAAAAUGUUCAGCAACGCCCACGGACUUUUAGUGCACAAUAAAAUCCACACGGGCGAAAAGAACCACGAGUGUAACGUUUGCGGGCGGAAAUUUACCCAUUCGUACGUGUUAAAAUCGCACAAACGAGUCCACACGGGCGAGAAGCCCUACAAGUGCGACAAGUGCGAGGCAUCUUUUAAAUCGUCCUCGUAUUUGAAGAUCCACACUAGAAUGCACAACCAAGAAAAACCCUACAAAUGCGACGAAUGCUCCAAAAGUUUCGUGUGCAAGACCGGCCUUAAUUCGCACAAACAAUUCCACACAGGCCUAAAACUAUUCCAAUGUGCAACGUGCGGCAAAACGUUCCGGAGAUUAGCAGACCUACAGCCUCACAUAAGAAGCCACACUGGGGAGAGACCUUACGCUUGCAACGAAUGCGGCAAACAUUUUGUAACCGCCAGUAACCUCGCGUCCCACAAACGCACGCAUCUGGGCAUUAAAAAUUUCAUUUGCUCGACCUGCGGGAAAGCCUUCGGCGAUUCGCGCACGUUGAAGAGCCAUUACAGGACUCACACGGGAGAGAAGCCCUACACUUGCACCAUAUGCGGCAACAGUUACUCCCAAUCCGGGCAGUUGUCCGUUCACAAGAGGAUCCACAAUCCUUUCAAGCACAAAAGCAGCGGCGGCGAUCAACAGAUUGUUGUUAAUACGGAUUAAUAAAUUUGUGCAAACACUAAAUCGAUCUGAACUA
Messenger RNA from Phyllotreta striolata, 1612 nucleotides. The record is from the annotation of a GenBank genome assembly. Lineage: Eukaryota; Metazoa; Arthropoda; Insecta; Coleoptera; Chrysomelidae.